CAUCUCUCCCAACUGACUAUAAUAUCUCAUCCUGCUUAUUCAAAUGGCUACAUCCCAAACCGAGGUCAAACGCUCUGAUUUCCCCAAGGAUUUUAUAUUUGGUGGUGCAACAUCGGCAUAUCAGGUAGAAGGUGCUUGGAAUGUAGAUGGUAAAGGCCCGAGUAAUUGGGAUGAUAUGACAGAAAAGCAUCCUGAUAGCAUUGCGGAUGGUUCAAAUGGACAAGUGGCAAUCAAUCACUAUAACAAGUUCAAGGACGAUGUGGCUUUGAUGAAGGAAGUUGGUUUGGAUUCUUAUAGAUUUUCAAUUUCAUGGUCCAGAAUCUUACCAGGUGGUAGACGAUGCGAUGGCAUAAGCGAAAAAGGAAUCCAAUUCUAUAACAAUCUUAUAGACGAACUUUUGAAAGAAGGCAUUGAGCCCUGUGCAACUCUCUUCCAUUGGGAUGUUCCACAAAAAUUGGAAGAUGAAUAUGGCGGCUUCUUAGAUCAUCAAAUUGUGAAACAUUUUUGUGAGUUUGCUGACAUAUGCUUUUCGAAAUUUGGUGAUCGAGUGAAAUAUUGGGUCACGCUCAAUGAGCCACGGUCCUUCACUUUUUAUGGAUAUGUGCAUCCAAGGUUUCCCCCUCGUCGAGGUUAUCAACUUGGAGCAUCGGCAUCAGCAUCGGAUCGCACUCGAGAAUCAUUGGAACGAAUGUGUCGUUCCUCGAUCCUUCAGCAUAGAAGCAGCAUCAAUGUUCCUCUGUUUCCUUCAUCAAGAGGAUAUAUGGCCAGAGAUCCAAUCAGUGAACUAGUUGAUAUCGCAUACAAUUCGGACAACAUUCCUUCCUCUGAACGAGAUGCAGCGAGAAAAGUAAUUGCUGAGGCACUCAAUGUGCCUUACACUGCAUCCUCUGAAGAUGGUACUUCCUUUGAAGGAGAUCCGGGAACAGAACCAUAUAUAGUGGCACACAAUUUGAUCCUUGCUCAUGCGCAUGCGGUUAAUAUAUACCGGAAACAAUAUCAGGAAAGCCAACGAGGCAAAAUAGGGAUGACAAACGUUUCAAUCUGGUAUUAUCCAUUUAAGGAAGACAACAAAGAGGAUGUCGAGGCUGCUUCGAGAGCACUUGAUUUUUUGUUAGGAUGGUUUGUAGCCCCUGUAAUAACAGGUGAUUAUCCACUAUCCAUGAGAAUCAAUGUAGGAGAACGUCUUCCCAUGUUUAAACCAGACGAGGUUGCACUAGUGAAAGGUUCCUGUGACUUCUUGGGCAUAAAUUAUUACACGGCUCGUUAUGCCCAAAAUGUACCUCGAGAUUCUUCAAAAACACAUUUUGAGAAUGAUCUGCAUGUUGAUGAGAGGACUCAUGAUUGCAAUGACAAGCCGAUUGGUGAUAAGGGUGGUUCGUCAUGGUUGUACAUAGUUCCAGAGGGAAUUUACGAGAUAAUGCUCUAUAUAAAGAAAACUUAUGAUAAUCCCGAGAUUUUCAUUACAGAGAAUGGGCUGGAUGAAUUGAAAAACGAUGAACUAACAAUUCCAGAGGCUGUUAAAGAUGAAAAAAGGGUUACGUAUCACAAGGACCAUCUUGACCAACUUAGAAAGGCAAUAGAGGAUGGUGUACGCUUGAAAGGUUACUUCAAAUGGUCAUUUUUUGAUAAUUUUGAAUGGACACAAGGGUACAAUCUUAGAUUUGGAGUUCAUUAUGUAGACUUCAAGAACGAGAAUGAUUUGGAAAGACACCCUAAAGAUUCAGCUAAGUGGUGGAAGGAUUUCCUGAAAAACUAAAAGGACUCCAUGGCUACAGGAUGUCAAAACUCAAGAAAAACAAACAGUUCUGCAAAAAGGCCAAAAAGAAACAAUGUUUAAAUUAACAAUUACUGCUUACUUUAAUUAAUUUAAAAAUGUUGUGUUGAAUAAUACAAGCAUGGAUGCAUGCUUGAUCUACCUUUAGUUUCGUCCUUUAUUCUCUUGUCGGCAAAGAAAUAAAUUAAUGUUGUAACUUUUAGUCAAUAUAUUCAAAUAAAUGGACCCCUUCGAGGUCCCAAGUGUAAUAUCGUGUUUCUGCAAUAAUGGGCAUUGAACUUUUACA
This is a messenger RNA of Olea europaea var. sylvestris, 2060 nucleotides long. Its product is annotated as beta-glucosidase 24-like. NCBI's taxonomy places the organism in Eukaryota, Viridiplantae, Streptophyta, Magnoliopsida, Lamiales, Oleaceae. Gene Ontology annotation, biological process: carbohydrate metabolic process. The coding region runs from base 44 to 1756 and encodes 570 amino acids. Gene Ontology annotation, molecular function: beta-glucosidase activity. The transcript is spliced from 13 exons. The record is from RefSeq and is a predicted model, not a curated record.